CCGCGUUUGCAGAGCGUGGAGAUGGGGCCCAGCCGACCGGCCCCCGCGCCCUGGCCUGGUCACCUGCUGCGUUGCGUCUUGCUCCUCGGGGGCCUGCACCUCGGCCGCCAGGGCACUGCCGCCGUCCCCCCGGCCGCAGGGUACCCCCCCUACACCCCCGGCCUGAGUGAUCCUUCUUGUACCCAGACUGGCAAGGCAUGGCUCAGAGGCCGUGGAGUCGCUGACGUGGUGCUGGCUACGAGGCGAGCCAUGGCCGCCACUGGUGGACGUUCCCACCCACGCGCGCUCGCGGUCCCCGUCCCGAAUUUGGCCCUGGGCGCUCCGGUCAGCGAGAUGGGAAUAGACAAGAAGCAGAAAGAGCUCGGGGUGCCCUGGCAGACCAGGGACUGUGAGCUCCAGGACACCGUUCUGGAACGUUCGCCAGAACCAGAUGUCUUCCUCAUCUUCAGUCACGGCCUGCAGGGCUGCCUGGAGGCCCUGGGUGGGCAGGUCCGAAUCACCCCAGCCUGCAAUGCCAGCCUUCCUGCCCAACGCUGGAAGUGGGUCUCCCGAAACCGGCUCUUCAACCUGGGGACCACUCAGUGCCUGGGCACGGGCUGGCCAGGCACCAACACCACAGCCUCCCUGGGCAUGUAUGAGUGUGACCGGGAGGCCCUGAAUCUACGCUGGCACUGUCGGACGUUGGGCGACCAGCUGUCCCUGCUCCUAGGGGGCCGUCCCAGCAAUGCGUCCAAGGCUGGCCCCCGUGAGCGUGGGGACCAGACGCGCAGUGGCCAGUGGCGCAUCUAUGACACGGACGAGGAUCUCUGUGCCCGGCCCUACUACGAGGUCUACACUAUUCAGGGGAACUCCCACGGGAAGCCGUGCACUAUCCCCUUCAAGUACGACAGCCAGUGGUUCCAUGGCUGCACCAGCACGGGCCGCGAGGACGGGCACCUGUGGUGUGCCACCACCCAGGACUACGGCAAGGAUGAGCGCUGGGGCUUCUGCCCCAUCAAGAGUAACGACUGUGAGACCUUCUGGGACAAGGACCAGCUGACCGACAGCUGCUACCAGUUUAACUUCCAGUCCACACUGUCAUGGCGGGAGGCCUGGGCCAGCUGUGAGCAGCAAGGGGCGGAUCUGCUGAGCAUCACGGAGAUCCAUGAGCAGACCUACAUCAACGGGUUCCUGACUGGGUACAGCUCCACGCUGUGGAUUGGCCUCAACGACCUGGACACCAGUGGCGGCUGGCAGUGGUCAGACAACUCGCCCCUCAAGUACCUCAACUGGGAGAGCGAUCAGCCCGACAACCCCAGCGAGGAGAACUGUGGAGUGAUCCGCACCGAGUCCUCUGGCGGCUGGCAGAACCGUGACUGCAGUAUGGCAUUGCCGUACGUGUGCAAGAAAAAGCCCAAUGCCACAUCUGAGCCCAACCUGCCAGACAGGUGGGCCAACGUGAAGGUGGAAUGUGAACCGAGCUGGCAGCCCUUCCAGGGCCACUGCUAUCGCCUGCAGGCCGAAAAGCGCAGCUGGCAGGAGUCCAAGAAGGUGUGUGUGCGGGCCGGCGGCGACCUGCUCAGCAUCCACAGCAUGGCCGAGCUGGAGUUCGUCACCAAGCAGAUCAAGCAAGAGGUGGAGGAGCUGUGGAUCGGCCUCAAUGACCUGAAGCUGCAAAUGAAUUUUGAGUGGUCCGACGGGAGCCUCGUGAGCUUCACCCACUGGCACCCUUUUGAGCCCAACAACUUCCGGGACAGCCUGGAGGACUGUGUCACCAUCUGGGGGCCGGAAGGCCGCUGGAACGACAGUCCCUGUAACCAGUCCUUGCCGUCCAUCUGCAAGAAGGCAGGCCAGCUGAGCCAGGGCGCCGCCGAGGAGGACCACGGCUGCCGCAAGGGAUGGACCUGGCACAGCCCCUCCUGCUACUGGCUGGGAGAGGACCAGGUGACCUACAGCGAGGCCCGGCGCCUGUGCACUGAACACGGCUCCCAGCUGGUCACCAUCACCAACAGGUUCGAGCAGGCCUUCAUCAGCAGCCUCAUCUACAACUGGGAAGGCGAGUACUUCUGGACGGCCCUGCAGGACCUUAACAGUACCGGCUCCUUCUGCUGGCUCAGCGGGGAUGAGGUCAUGUACACUCACUGGAACCGGGACCAGCCUGGGUUCAGCCGCGGGGGCUGCGUGGCCCUGGCCACGGGCAGUGCCAUGGGGCUCUGGGAAGUGAAGAAUUGCACUUCAUUCCGGGCGCGCUACAUCUGCCGGCAGAGCCUCGGCACGCCGGUGACGCCAGAGCUGCCGGGGCCGGAUCCCACGCCCAGCCUCACGGGCCCCUGUCCCAGGGGCUGGGGCUCGGCCCCUAAACUCCGGUUCUGCUAUAGGGUGUUCAGCUCUGAGCGGCCGCAGAGCAAGAAGAGCUGGAUCCAGGCGCAGAGUGCCUGCCACGAGCUGGGAGCCCAGCUGCUGAGCCUGGGCAGCUACGAGGAGGAGCACUUCGUGGCAAACAUGCUCAACAAGAUCUUCGGCGAAUCAGAGCCCGAGAUCCACGAGCAGCACCUCUUCUGGAUUGGCCUGAACCGUCGCGACCCGGCAGGUGGUCAGAGCUGGCGCUGGAGCGAUGGCCUCGGGUUCUCAUACCACAAUUUUGACCGGAGCCGGCACGACGACGACGACAUCAGGGGUUGCGCGGUGCUCGAUUUGGCCUCCCUGCAGUGGGUGGCCAUGCAGUGCGAGACGCAGCUGGACUGGAUCUGCAAGAUCCCUAGAGGCGUCGACGUACGGGAUCCAGACGGCAGACCACAAGGCCGGCGGGAGUGGCAGCGUUUCCAAGAGGCCGAGUACAGAUUCUUCGAGCACCACUCGACGUGGGCGCAAGCGCAGCGCAUCUGCACGUGGUUCCAGGCCGAGCUGGCCUCCGUACACAGCCAGGCCGAGCUCGACUUCCUGGGGCACAAUCUGCAGAAGUUCUCCCUGGGCCAGGAGCAGCACUGGUGGAUCGGCCUGCACACCUCGGAGAGUGAUGGGCGCUUCAGGUGGACAGAUGGUUCCAUUAUAAACUUCAUCUCCUGGGCUCCUGGCAAACCGCGGCCCGUUGGCAAGGACAAGAAGUGCGUGUACAUGACAGCCAGCCGAGAGGACUGGGGGGACCAGAGGUGCCUGACAGCUCUGCCCUACAUCUGUAAGCGCAGUAACAGCACCCGGGAUGCACGGCCCCCAGACCCGCCUCCUGCAGCCAUAGGAGGCUGCCCCUCCGGUUGGAACCAGUUCCUCAACAAGUGUUUCCGGAUCCAGGGCCAGGACCCCCAGGACCGAGUGAAGUGGUCAGAAGCACAGUUCUCCUGCGAACAGCAAGAGGCACAGCUGGUCACCAUUGCUAAUCCUUUAGAGCAAGCAUUCAUCACAGCCAGCCUGCCCAAUGUGACCUUUGACCUGUGGAUUGGCCUCCACGCCUCGCAGAGGGAUUUCCAGUGGGUGGAGCAGGAGCCACUGCUCUAUACCAAUUGGGCACCUGGGGAACCCUCGGGCCCCAGCCCUGCCCCCAGUGGCAGCAAGCCGACCAGCUGUGCCGUGGUCCUGCACAGCCCCUCUGCCCACUUCACCGGCCGCUGGGACGAUCGGAGCUGCACGGAGGAGACACAUGGUUUCAUCUGUCAGAAGGGCACAGACCCCUCCCUGAGCCCAUCUCCAGCAGCCACACCCCCUGCCCCUGGCACCGACCUCUCCUACCUCAACGGCACCUUCCGGCUGCUGCAGAAGCCGCUGCGUUGGCAUGAUGCCCUCCUGCUGUGCGAGAGCCGCAAUGCCAGCCUGGCUCACGUGUUCGACCCCUACACCCAGGCCUUCCUCACGCAGGCCACCCGCGGGCUGCGCACACCGCUCUGGAUCGGGCUGGCCAGCGAAGAGGGUUCCCGGCGGUACUCCUGGGUCUCAGAGGAGCCGCUGAGCUUCGCAAGCUGGCAGGACGGGGAACCGCAGCAGCCAGGUGGCUGUGCCUAUGUGGACGUGGAUGGGGCCUGGCGCACCGCCAGCUGUGACACCAAACUGCAGGGGGCCGUGUGUGGAGUGGGCGGCGGGCCCCCUCCUCUGCAAAGGUUCAGCUACCAGGGCAGCUGCCCUCAGGGGCUGGCCGACUCGGCCUGGAUUCCUUUCCGCGAGCACUGCUACUUGUUCCACAUGGAACUGCUGCUGGGGCACAAGGAGGCGUUGCAGCGCUGCCAGAGAGCGGGGGGCGCGGUGCUGUCCAUUCUGGACGAGAUGGAGAACGUAUUCGUCUGGGAGCACCUGCAGAGCGCCGAGGGCCAGAAUCGCGGCGCCUGGUUGGGCAUGAACUUCAACCCCAAAGGGGGUACACUGGUGUGGCAAGACAACACAGCCGUGAACUACUCCAACUGGGGACCCCCGGGCUUGGGCCCCAGCAUGCUGAGCCACAACAGCUGCUACUGGAUUCAGAGCACCAACGGGCUCUGGCGUCCUGGCGCCUGCACCAACGUCACCAUGGGCGUGGUCUGCAAGCUCCCGCGCGUGGAGGAGAGCAGCUUUUCUCCAUCCGCGGCCUUGCCAGAGAACCCCACAGCCCUGGUGGUGGUGCUGAUGGCCGUGCUGCUGCUCCUGGCCCUGCUGACCGCCGCCCUCAUCCUCUACCGCCGGCGCCAGAGCAUGGAGCGUGGGGCCUUCGAGGGUGCCCGCUAUAGCCGCAGCAGCACCGGCCCCGGUGAGGCCACAGAGAAGAACAUCCUGGUGUCCGACAUGGAAAUGAAUGAGCAGCAGGAGUAG
Molecule: messenger RNA, 4749 nt
Organism: Ochotona curzoniae (black-lipped pika)
Lineage: Eukaryota; Metazoa; Chordata; Mammalia; Lagomorpha; Ochotonidae
Gene: MRC2
Product: mannose receptor C type 2
Exons: 32
Coding region: 22-4749 (1575 amino acids)
Molecular function (GO): signaling receptor activity
Source: RefSeq, a predicted model, not a curated record